This is a messenger RNA of Salvia hispanica, 4531 nucleotides long. The record is from RefSeq and is a predicted model, not a curated record. Lineage: Eukaryota; Viridiplantae; Streptophyta; Magnoliopsida; Lamiales; Lamiaceae.
GUCAUGUCAUUGUUUUCCACCAUCAAAGAUCCUUUUUUCUCCAUUCUUUUCAUAUCUGUGGUUUUCAUUUCUCUGUAUUCUUUGAUAUCAGAAUGACUGCUUAUGGCGGUGUUCUUUCUCUUAGGAAUACAAUUAACAAUGUUAUCUGUUGUUCUCGUUUUAGCCUUGUUGGCGGCUCUCUACAAAUCAUACAAGGCGUCUACGAGGAGUUGCAGCCAUUGACAAAAGUUCUUCAAAUAUUGGACUCGACAAGUCCAAGCAGGAGCAGGAAGAAGGUGAAUGCUUUGGAUGGAAUAAUCAAAGAUGCAAUUUGGAAAUUUGAAGACUCUUUGGAAUCCCUUCUCACUCGACAGAUUCCUUCACAAUAUGAAACUCUUCCGGAGAUCGUCUCCAUUGAUCUUCAGAGUCUGGAAAACGAUGCGAUUUCGUUGUUCCAGAAGCUCAAUGAUAUGAAAGAGGAGUACAUUUAUGAAGUAGAGAAUAUGCCUCAAGACGAACCUAUUUCCUCGUUCUUUGGUUUUCAUGGAACCAACUCAAAGAUGAUUGGAUUAUCAGACCAAUUCGGUGAAGUCAAAAGAGAUCUAUUGCAUUUCCUAGACUAUCCCGGUUGGAAGCAUGUGUACGGACUUUAUGGAACAGCAGGCGUUGGAAAGACCACUCUUGCUAAGAAAAUUUAUCAAGAUCCAAAUAUUCAGCACAUAUAUAAGCGGCGUGCUUGGGUCACAGUAGGCAGAGUACCUCAACCGAUCAGCCAAAUUUCACGAGGCAUUCUAGCUCAACUCACACAGGGAGCUGAAUUAAGAUUGCGUGGCAAGAAUUGUCUCGUUGUGCUGGAUGAUGUUUGGGAGAGAGAGGUAUUCGAUUGCUUGCAUCGUUCCAUACCCUGUGUAGAAAGUGGUUGUGUUCAAGUCUUGCUUACUUGUCGACAUAAAAAAUGGAUUAAUGUUAUUCCCUUUGGUGAAUGCAAUGAGGUGCGGUUUUUGAACGAAGAAGAAAGUAUGGAACUACUAUGUGAGAAGGUGUUUGGAGAUGGGAGUUGCCCUCCUCAACUUCACAAACUUGCCAUCAAAAUUGCCAAGCGUUGUGAAGGCCUCCCUCUCUUGAUACUCGCUGUUGCUGGCAUCCUAUCGAAAUCCGACCGGAAUAGAGACCCAGCCUACUGGAAUGAAGUAGCAGAAAGGAGAAAUUCAGUCUUUAAAGAUGCAUAUAAUCGAAUAUCAAAGGUACUUUUCCCAAGUUACGAUUACUUACCACAAUGUCUUAAAAUGCCUUUUCUGUUUAUGGGUGUUUUCCCUUAUGACACCGCUCCUUCCAAGAUUAUCGAUAUGUUGACCGCUGAGGGGUUGUGGGAUGAUUGGGAUUGCUUGAGAGAGCUAGCUAUCGAGUACAGUCUUGUUUUGCGCAUCUGGAAGAGCGUGGAUAAAACUUCGCAUGAGUUUUAUGUUAGAGAGUACAAAACUUGCCGGCUUCAUUCCUCAUGGCGACACGUCUGUAGAGGAGAAGCUAGUAAAAAAAAGUUUUACCAUGUCCUAAAUAAACUGAUUGAUGCCUCAGAAGAAAGUCUAAUAGGUCAGCGCGGCUUGUGUCUCGAAAACAAUGUUUUAUUUGGCAUCAAAGAGUUUUGCGAUUCAAUAAGAUUGCACUGUGCAUCCUUUGCACGUUCUCUCCUUUCCUAUGGUCCUUACCACCAAUAUCCAAUCCCUAUAGAUGUCGGUUUCAAGUUGCUAAGGGAAAUAGAUAUUCUCACACAACGUUUCUAUACUUUCCCAUUAGAAAUUCUAUCGCUGGUCCAUCUAAAAUACCUUGCUUUAACAUGCAACGGAGAAAUUCCUACAACUAUAUCCAAACUUUUCAACCUUCGAGUUUUGAUUAUGCAUCCACAUCUGAGUAUUAGAUGUUGUAAAGUUCCAUCAUAUGUACCAAUCCAAAUAUGGGAUAUGCAAGGGUUGGAGCACAUUGAGAUAUUAGGGAAAAGUCUUGUAACUUCAUCUCAUGUUAAUUUGUAUAAUCUCUCAACCCUUGUAGGUGUGAAUGCUAGCAUUUGUACCAUCUCCGAACUCCCCAGAAAAAUUCCUAACAUAAAGAAAUUAGGGGUACAGAUUGAGCUGAUGCCGUAUGAUGACCAUAUCGAUCUUUUGAGUUGCUUUGGUUGCAUUUCAACACUUAGUUUGGAUACACUCAAAUUGAGCAUCACAAAUCCUGUGAUUAAGCAUGGCCAUUUUUUCUCUGUGAAUCCCAAGUCAUUGAAGUUGCCACAUUAUCUGAUAAAGUUACAUUUGAGUGGUAUGGGUUUUCCUUGGGAAUUCAUGGAUGCAAUUGGCACUUUGCCAUACCUUCAAGUUCUCAAAUUGCGAUCCUACGCCUUUCAGGGUCCACGUUGGACAACAAAAAGGCGUAGUUUUCCGAAUCUUGAGUUUCUUCUAAUUGAAGAAAGUGAUUUGGUGCAAUGGAAACCAGGAAAAAGCUUCCCUAGGCUUAAAUACUUAAGCAUGAAGCAUUGCUACAAACUAGUAGACAUAUGCUGCUAUGAGGGUGAGCCUACUUUUCUGGACCAAUAUAUAUGUACAAUAGAGAUUGAAUUAGAGGACUGCAAUCCUUUAGCGUUGGUUUGGGCCAGUCAGUUACGACCACGUGUUGGUUCUAGGCUUCGUGUUAUUGCCUCUUCUUCUUUUGACGAGAAACCGACAACUGUCAAAUUUGAAAGGUUAGUCCUUCAACUACAAAUCAAAUCAUAUGUCUCUGUUCAAGAUAACUGUGAUAUUUCAUUUACUUAAUAGGCUCAGAGUAGACUUAAUUAAAAUUUUGAUAUUAUAUCUUACCUCCUCUGUCUGCGAAUAUGUGUCCCAUAAUUCCUUUUACAGUCCCGAAUCGAAGUAGGGUACAUAUUCGUGGACGGAGGGAGUAACAAAAAUUAAGUGUUUAGGUUAUUAUAAUUUCUGAACAUUUAUCUAUUUUCAGGUAUUGAGACGCUACGUUUUCUAUCUACAUGUUCAAAAUCAAUGGUUGUAUAGUCGGUUUGUUACAAGAAUUUAAGAAUGGAUAUGGCCAUUUUUGCCCACUUUGUGUUUCAAUUAAAAGUUCUACUCAUCAACAUAACAUUCGUUAAUGAUAUGAUGAUCACUUUACCUUAGAAUUUAAAUCUUACUCAAAUAAUCAAUUUUAGUAUUGUCUUAGAUUAACUUAUCCAAUAUAAUCAAUUUAAUUGAUCUACCCUAUCAUCGCUUUUCGAUUAUGAAAGUAUUGAUUGUACUACCACAAUUUUUAGGUUAUAUGAAAAUGUUCGAUUUUAUUUCCUUUAUUAACGACGAAUCACAAAUUCAUUGGUAUGAUAUUGUCUCCUAAUAAAUGGAAAGUUCGAACUAGUGAAUUUGGAUUAUAACACCCCCCUUUCCAAUAUUAUCAUUAUGCUCACCGCUGAGGGAUUGUCGGAUGCUAAGGGGUUGUCGGAGGAUUGGGAAUAUUUGAGAGAGCUAGCUAUCAACUACAGUCUUGUUUUAUACAUAUUGAAGAGUGUGCAUAAAAAUUCUCAGCUUCAUUCUUCUUAUAAAGAGUUCAUUGCUAACAAAUAUAAAAGUUGCUGGCUUCAUUCUUCGUGGAGGCAUGUGUGUAGGGGCGAAGCUAGUAAUAUAAAGUUUUAUAAUCUCCUAAAUAAGUUGAAUGAUGCAGAAGAAGAAGGUCUAAAAGGCCAACGCAGCUUGUGAUUCGAAAACAACAUUUUAUUUGGCAUCAAAGAGUUUUGCGACUCAGUGAGAUUGAACUGUGCAUCCUAUGCCCGUUCCCUCCUUCUGUAUGGUCCUUAACACCAAUAUCCAAUCCCUAUAUAUGUCAGUUUUAGAUUGCUAAGGGAAAUAGAUGCUCUUACACAACAUUUCUACACUUUUCCAAUAGAAAUUUUGUCACUAGUCCAUUUCCGAGGCUUCAGUUUCUUCUAAUUGAAGAAAAUGAUUUGGUGCAAUGGAAACGAGAAUCUAGAAGCUUCCCUAUGCUUUCGUACCUAAGCAUGAAACAUUGCUACAAACUAGAAUAGAUCCCUAGGCCUCAUAUUCCGUACUCGUAUAAGAGACCUGCUUGGAUGUACGUGAAUGGAUAUAAGACCAUAGAGAUUGAAUUAGUAGACUGCAAUCCUUUAGCUUUGAUUUGUGUCAACCAGAUAAAGGUGUGAGGCUUGAUGGUAUUGCCUCUUCUACGUUUUAUGAGAAACCGAUGACUAUCAAAUUUCAAAGGUAUGGAGUCACCUCUUCAUCUGUGCUCGAAAGUUCCAACAGUACUGACGUUGACGAGGAAGAGGAUGGUGACGAGGAAGAGGAUAGUGAAGGAUUUGUAUGAGUACAUUGAGUAGCAGCUUUUCACAUGAUUCAUCAAAAUUAUGCUCCAUGUGUUCAUAAAAAAUAGACUAAUUUUAUCAUUUUAGGCCGUCGCUCACCAAAAUUAUACUCCUUCCGUCCCAUAAUAGAUGAUAUAAUUGGGGAAUGACACGGAAAUUAGGAGAUGUUUUGUGUGUUAGGUGGAGAUGCAAAAUAGUAUAUUUAUA